Messenger RNA from Mus musculus (house mouse), 1595 nucleotides. RefSeq names its product aldolase A, fructose-bisphosphate (gene Aldoa). Gene Ontology annotation, cellular component: I band; M band. NCBI's taxonomy places the organism in Eukaryota, Metazoa, Chordata, Mammalia, Rodentia, Muridae. Gene Ontology annotation, biological process: glycolytic process; hexose metabolic process. Gene Ontology annotation, molecular function: fructose-bisphosphate aldolase activity. The transcript has 10 exons. Bases 154 to 1410 code for a protein of 418 amino acids. The record is from RefSeq and is marked validated.
CCCCCCCAACCCAGCUGAAUAGGCUGCGUUCUCUUGGAACGCGCAGCAGAACGAGGUUCUGGUGACCCUAGCCGCGUUCGCUCCUUAGUCCUUUCGCCUACCCACCGGCGUACCAGGCAGACCCACCCCGUCCUGUGCCAGGCAAGGUGACCCAUGGCAACGCGCAGGCCAGAUGGGUCCAGCUUCAACAUGACCCGCCUGUCCCUGGCUCUGGCUUUUUCCUUUCCCCCAGUUGCCAGUGAGCAACCCCACUCUGAGCUGGGCAACACCCAGCAACAGACAGAGUUAGGAAAGGAAAGCACUGCCACCGGCACCAUGCCCCACCCAUACCCAGCACUGACCCCGGAGCAGAAGAAGGAGCUGUCUGACAUCGCUCACCGCAUUGUGGCUCCGGGCAAGGGCAUCCUGGCUGCAGAUGAGUCCACCGGAAGCAUUGCCAAGCGCCUGCAGUCCAUUGGCACCGAGAACACCGAGGAGAACAGGCGCUUCUACCGCCAGCUGCUGCUGACUGCAGACGACCGUGUGAAUCCCUGCAUUGGGGGGGUGAUCCUCUUCCACGAGACACUGUACCAGAAGGCAGAUGAUGGACGUCCCUUCCCCCAAGUUAUCAAGUCCAAGGGUGGUGUUGUGGGCAUUAAGGUAGAUAAGGGUGUGGUGCCCCUGGCAGGAACCAAUGGCGAGACAACUACCCAGGGGCUGGAUGGGCUGUCUGAACGCUGUGCCCAGUAUAAGAAGGAUGGAGCCGACUUUGCCAAGUGGCGCUGUGUGCUAAAGAUUGGGGAACAUACUCCCUCGGCCCUGGCCAUCAUGGAAAAUGCCAAUGUUCUGGCCCGUUAUGCCAGCAUCUGCCAGCAGAAUGGCAUUGUACCCAUUGUGGAGCCUGAAAUUCUCCCUGAUGGGGACCAUGACUUGAAGCGCUGCCAGUAUGUUACUGAGAAGGUCCUGGCGGCUGUCUACAAGGCUCUGAGCGACCACCAUGUCUAUCUGGAAGGCACAUUGCUGAAGCCCAACAUGGUCACCCCUGGCCAUGCUUGCACCCAGAAAUUUUCCAAUGAGGAGAUUGCCAUGGCAACGGUCACAGCACUUCGUCGCACAGUGCCCCCUGCUGUCACUGGGGUCACUUUCCUGUCUGGAGGGCAGAGUGAGGAAGAGGCAUCCAUCAACCUCAAUGCUAUCAACAAGUGCCCCCUGCUGAAGCCAUGGGCCUUGACUUUCUCCUAUGGUCGAGCCCUGCAGGCCUCUGCUCUAAAGGCCUGGGGUGGGAAGAAGGAGAACCUGAAGGCAGCCCAGGAGGAGUACAUCAAGCGCGCCCUGGCCAACAGCCUCGCUUGUCAAGGAAAGUAUACCCCAAGUGGCCAGUCUGGAGCCGCAGCCAGUGAAUCUCUCUUCAUCUCUAACCAUGCCUACUAACCAGAGCUGAACUAAGGCUGCUCCAUCAACACUCCAGGCCCCUGCCUACCCACUUGCUAUUGAAGAGGGGUCUUCAGGCUCUUUCCCAUCACUCUUGCUGCUGCCCUCGUGUGCGGUGUUGUCUGUGAAUGCUAAAUCUGCCAUCCCUUCCAGCCCACUGCCAAUAAACAACUAUUUAAGGGGGA